UGCCCCGCCGCCCCAAGGUGUCAUGACUAGAUUGGGUCCAGACAAAUGGUUCGCCCCCGGAGAGGCCGAGGCACGGGGCCGAGAGGGUGAAGGGGGGCGGAGGGGGGGCGGGGAGUGUUUAGGUCGUCUAUCAUUUGUGUCUUUGUUGCCGUGGGCGUCGCGGGCGUGGGGGCGCGGCAUGGAAUUACAACCUUAUUAAGCAAGGCACACUUGUGAGGCGCCCGUCACGGCCUUUGUGCGGUGGUGAUGGCGUCUUUGUGGCGCUGAGUGUGUGUGUGUGCCAGCCUGGAGUGUGUUGCCCGCUGCGGGCCGGCACAUCUUGAUGGCCUCCCGGGCCGUGGGGGGUAUACCCACAUCUAGUUAUAUGUAUCUAUAUGUAGCUAUAUGUAGUUGGUCGGCAUUGUGUGUGUGUGUGUGUGUGUGUGUGUGUGUGUUGGUUGGUAACCCUUGUGUGUGUGUUGCAGGGCUGGCGGGAGGCGUGGGUCCCACGGCUGACACGUGCGCCGUGAUGAAGGACGGCGGCGACACCGACAAGGACCCCGGCAGCGCCGCCCUCGUCCACAAGACGGGCGGGACGGACCUGGGCCUGAGCUUGGGCCCCGCCCGCCACCUGGGGGGCUCCCACCACCACCACCAUCCUCUCGGGGGCGGGGCCCUCCCUGGCUUCCCCCCGAUGCACCACCCCCUCCAGCUGGCGGCGCUGUCCUCGCAGCAACAGGCCGCCGCCGCCGCCGCCGGCAUGCUGUACCCGUCCCUGCUGGGCCCCAACCUGAGCCCCGCUACGCUGAUGGCGUCCCUGGCCGCCGCCCGCUCCGGCCACCAGCUGCUGGGACAGCCGCCCCCCGGCCCCCCGCAGGUGAUGCCGCCCACCACGGCCACGCUGGCCAGCAUCCACGCCACGCUGGCCGCCGCCGACUCUGCCCGCCAGCGGGACCUGCUGGCCACACUGUCCAAGAUCGCCAGCGGCUCGGCCGGCGCCUACCUGCCGCACCUCGACUCGCCCGUCAAGCCGGACUGCUCGGCCCUGGAGCCGCCCCGCCGCGGCUCCUCGCGCUCCUCGGCCUCCUACUCCUCCACGGGGCUGGGCGCGUCGCCCUCCGUGGCGCCGCCCCUCACGCACCCCAACAUGGCGGGCGCCACCACGGGCGGCCUCGGCUCAGAGACGCCCUCGCCCACGGCGGGGUCUUCGCCGCCCGGCACCAACGGCCGCCUCGACCCCUACACCAACACCACGCCCACGCGCAAGGCUGCCGCCGCCCGCCCGGACCGCGUCUUCACCUGCAAGAUCUGCAACCGCAGCUUCGGGUACAAGCACGUGCUGCAGAACCACGAGCGGACGCACACGGGCGAGAAGCCGUUCGAGUGCAAGGAGUGCCACAAGCGGUUCACGCGGGACCACCACCUCAAGACGCACAUGCGCCUGCACACGGGGGAGAAGCCGUACCACUGCACGCACUGCGACCGGCAGUUCGUGCAGGUGGCAAACCUCAGGCGGCACUUGCGCGUGCACACGGGCGAGCGACCCUACUCCUGCGAGCUGUGCUCCUCGCGCUUCUCCGACUCCAACCAGCUCAAGGCCCACCUGCUCAUCCACAAGGGCGAGAAGCCGUUCCAGUGCGGCCGCUGCUCGGGCCGCUACCGCCGCCGCCACCACCUCAUGCACCACAAGUGUCCCAACGAGCCCGACGCCGACCUGCGCCGCCGCGAGGCCCAGUACGGCGAGACCACCUUCCCCGAGGGCGACACCUACUCGCUGGGCCCCGACGACGACGACGAGGACGACUUCGGCGAGGAGGACCUGCCGCCGCCGGCCACCCUGCUGGAGGAGGAGCCGCUGCCGCUGGAGAAACGGCGGGAACGGAAGAGUCGCGACCCGCGGCGAGUGAUCAGCCAGACGAUGGGUGGCGGGGGGCGCUUGCUGGACCCCGGCCACCUGCUGCGAGGCCUGCACGCGGCGCUGCCGGAGCAGACGGAGCCCGAGGACCUGAGCCUGGCGGGCCCGCGCGGCCGCAACAGGCACUACUCGGGCAUGUCGGCCGUGUCCAGCGCCUCGGGGCCCGCCAGCGAGCUGGACUACCCUCGCGACACCCUGACCGCUGCGAGCCACGACGACGCCGACGACGGACGGUUUGCCCGACACAGCGAUGACGAUGAGCCGGUGUCGUCCCAGGCGUGAGGCCCCGCAGCCCACGGCCCCUGCGUCCUCCACAACGACUUUGGUGCUGAGCAGUGACUCCCGCCCCGCCCCGCCCAACCCCGCCCCGCCCGCACGCCCGCACGACGCACCGCCGCGGUGCUGCGUGCCGCUCCGCCCCUGCCCGGCACCGCUUGUUGGAGUUAUAGAAUAUUUAUAUAUUAGGUGCCGGACAUGGGCCCGACCCUGCCCCCCUCCUCCCCCCCUCCCCUAGCUCCUCUCUACCCCGGCCACCCCGCACACCAUUCCUCACCGCCGCUGAUAAUCUCCCUCUUCGCUAAUGACGGCCGGGCAGCCCCGGGCCGCGGGGGAGCGCCGCCCCACACCACAGUGCCCGCGCCUCGCCCCGGGCUGCGGCCUCCCCCGCAGGCCAUUAAUCUUGCUUCCUCCUCCUCCGCCGCCGACGCUAAGAUUUGCACGGAUACUUUCCUUUCUUCCUCCCUCGCUCCCUCCCUCCCUCCCUGCCACCCUCCCUCCACCUACACAACAACGCUUAACGUCCUUUCUCCAACUGACUGUCCUGAUUACAUGCCAUUUCUCUCUCCCACCCUCUUCCUCUUCCUCCCGGACCUGUUAUGGUGACGGCCGAGGAGGGGGGAGGGGAGGGCAGGGGAGGGGAGGAAGGUUCAUUUUACAGCCUGGUCGGUCGUCGGUCGCUGGAGAAAAUUUGCACUACUAUUUGUUACCUCCUGUCUCGCCCCCCCCCCCUCCCUCCUGUCCUCCGGUAACCUUGGCAGAUUCCUUCCUUCCUCUCCCUUCCUUCCCUGCCCACCAGCUUCUAGGACACACACACACACACACACACACACACACACACACACACACACACACACACACACACACACACACACACACAGGUGAGGGAGGACAGGUGUAAACUCAGAAGGGAGAGACAAGUGAGCAGUCAGCGCCUCCUCCUCCUCCUCCUCCGUGCCGCCCACCGGGGUGUUGCGCCCCCAUCACGUGCAGUCCGUAGUGUCGGUGUGUGGGCGGCGCCCCCCUGCCGCCCAGCUGCCCGGCGUCCACACAUUCCAACCCAGCCAGCUUCCACCCUCUCUCCCCCUCCCCCUCCCUCUCCUCCUCCCUCAAAGGUGCGUAGUUCCUAUCCUGGGGUCGCCGCACACUGGCCCCGCGGGGGUGGCCUCCCGGGGCCAUUGCCGCGCCCCAGACCCCGGGUGCUGCCUACCGGAGCGGGGCGCCCCCCAGCACCCCGCCCCGCGGCACAGCCACCCGCCCCACAGCGUCGCUCAGGGAUGACGUCUUUCACUCCCCUUCACCCCCACACCCUCCCUCCCCCUCCCCUCCCCUCCCCUUCCUGGCCCACCCUGCCCGCCCCCCUCGCCCCGGCAGGAGGGUCGCCGCGGCCCCCCGUCUCAGGAGUGUGUGCAAUAUUAUAUAAGACUUUAUCCCGCCGCGAGGGUCCCUCCGGCCGGGCGGGCGGACCGGCGGCCUCGGGAGGCAGGGCCGGCGGGCGACACGCGAUGGCAAGUGCAAUAGUAGGGCGGCGGGUGUGCCGGGCCCGGCCACCACCCGGGCGGCGGGGCCAGACCACCAGGACGCGGGGCACCGCGGCGCCCGGCGGGGCCACACGCCGCGGCGCCGCCCCCAGCGAAGAGCCACCGCCAGCCAGCCAGCCAAACAGCAGCGACGAGCCAGCGAGCCGCAUCGCCGUAGCGUCCAGUCCGCCGUGCAGGCCGCGGCCCCAGCGGCCACGCUCGCGGGAGCAGAUUGUUGUAGUCUAUUUUUGGUUGUAUGAUUAACGGUGAUUGGCACGGCCCUUUCCUCUUAGGCUAAGCGGGAGACUGUGUGUUGUUAGCUUUAGGCGCCGCCCCGCCCCGCGGCGGGCCGGCGGAUCAUACAGGGUCUUAAGCUAGAGUACCCCGCGCCGCGCCCACGCCCACGCCCACGCCGCGCCAGCCUGCGGGCGUUCCCCUCCCCGACACACGCCCCGUGUGUGUCCUGCUCAUCCGUGGCGGCGCCCAGGACGGUGACGGCCGAGCGGCCAAGUGACUGAAGUGAGUGUGGUGCACGUGACGGCGUGUGCGUGGGCGUGGCGGCGCGCGGGGCCUUCGUCAGUAGUUCAUGUAACGCAGGCGUGGCGGCGCGUGGCGCGGGGCGGCCCUCGUGCCCCGCCGGCAACUUGGAGGUGGCGUGUCUUCGCCCAGCGGCGGCGCCGCCCCCAGCUCAAGUCGCACCGCGCCGCGCCGCGCCGCCGCGCCCUGAUGGCCAACAGUUCCUCCUCACCGAAGCUCUUAUCGAUGUUCCUGUGUUGUCUACGUUAAGCACCGCGGCGGGGCGGCGGGGCGCGGCGCGGGGCGGGGCCGGAAGAGAAUUUUACCUGUUGCAGCCCGCCUCGCCCUGCCCCGCGCCCCGCGCCCCGCCGCCCCCCGCAGGAGGCAGGACCCGGCCGCCAGCGUGGACACAGGCGCUUA
Messenger RNA from Eriocheir sinensis (Chinese mitten crab), 4626 nucleotides. RefSeq names its product protein krueppel-like. Lineage: Eukaryota; Metazoa; Arthropoda; Malacostraca; Decapoda; Varunidae. Gene Ontology annotation, biological process: regulation of transcription by RNA polymerase II. The record is from RefSeq and is a predicted model, not a curated record. The transcript has a single exon. Bases 323 to 2176 code for a protein of 617 amino acids. Gene Ontology annotation, molecular function: DNA-binding transcription factor activity; RNA polymerase II cis-regulatory region sequence-specific DNA binding.